Molecule: messenger RNA, 1573 nt
Organism: Belonocnema kinseyi
Lineage: Eukaryota; Metazoa; Arthropoda; Insecta; Hymenoptera; Cynipidae
Product: facilitated trehalose transporter Tret1-like
Exons: 2
Coding region: 73-1542 (489 amino acids)
Biological process (GO): transmembrane transport
Cellular component (GO): membrane
Molecular function (GO): transmembrane transporter activity
Source: RefSeq, a predicted model, not a curated record
UAAAUUAAUUUUUUAGUUGUAAAUAUAUUAAAUUAUAUAUCUAGAUCUAUGAUUUAGAAUUUGGUAAACAUCAUGAAAUUUGUUCUGUCCUGUCUUGAAGGUAGUGGCAAUAAAAAGAAUAAAAAAAAGAAAUCGGUAGCAGCAACUGAGAAAAAAGGAAGUCAAUCAUUACAGUUCAUCGCUGCUAUAAGUGCUUCUAUCUCAGGAAUAGGACUCGGUGCCUGCGAGACAUGGACAUCCCCAGCCCUACCUUACCUGAGGAGUCAAAAAUCGGAAUUUUCAGUCUCUGUCAUGCAGGGUUCCUGGAUAGCAUCAUUAUUCAGUCUCGGAGGAAUUUUUGGUUACCUAAUCUACCCCCUCUUGCUGGAUAGAAUAGGCCGCAAAAAUUGCCUUCUUCUAUUUUCUCUGCCUCAAAUAGCCGGAUGGGUAGCAACAAUUUUUGCAAGAGACUACCUCACUCUCUAUGUUUCAAGAGUCAUCAGUGGAGUUGGCUACUGUGCCUCCUUUGGGCCCCUAGUUAUCUACCUUGGAGAAAUCGCUGAUAAGGAAAUUAGAGGUGUCCUCCUCUUCAUUAUCAAAAUAUCAUACGACAUCGGAAUCCUCGUGGUCGUGUCAGCAGGUGCUUUCCUUUCCUACCACGGAAUGAACUACGUGAUGCUCUCCUUACCCCUCCUCUUUCUAUUCACGUUUUUAUUCAUGCCAGAAAGCCCUUAUUUUUACCUCAUAAGAGGUCAAGACAAGAAGGCAGUGAAAAGCUUGAUGAAACUUCAAGGGUUCAAAAAUUCUGACUCUGUUGAAUUAGAAAUCGAGAGGAUAAAGGCAGCAACACUUAAUAGUCGAAAUUCAGAAAAAAACAGUUUGUGGAAACUCUUCAACAUUAGGAGACAUCGAGCAGCCUUGAUGAUUGCCCUCUGUGCAGACAUUACAAAAGUAUUUUCUGGAUACUUUGCCAUUUUGGCUUAUACUCAAAUGAUUUUUGGCUACAGUGGAUUUUCACUUCCCCCUGAAUAUGCCACAAUUGUCAUGGUCGUUGUGAAAAUAAUUUCUGGUUUGUGUGCUUCUCAACUGAUUGACUCUCUUGGUAGAAGACUGUUGGUCAUAUUUUCAGGAAUGUUUGCAUCAAUCUCUCUUGCCACUGUGGGUGCAUUUUUUUAUCUUCAGCAUUUGGAAGUUGAAUUUCUAUCAUCGAUUAGCUGGAUGCCAUUGUUAGGAUUGACAAGCUUUGAAGUUUCUUGUGCUUUUGGAUUAAGUUCCAUGCCUUUUGUAUUGCUUGGGGAACUUUUUCCUACUGAUGUUAAAGGACCUGCAACAGCUUGUGUUACUGGUGUUACAGAAUUUUUGCUGUUUUUGGUCACUCUGGGAUUUGAGGUGCUGAAUCAGGCUGCCGGAAUUUAUACCAGUUUUUGGAUUUACUCGAUUUGUUGUUUCGUAGGGUCACUUACAUUGUUCUUUAUCAUGCCUGAAACGAAGGGAAGGAAUUUGGAAGAAAUUCAAGAAAUAUUGGAAAAGAAGAAAUGGCUUUCGGUUAAACCUGCAGGUUAACAUGAUGUAAAAUCUGUUCAUGUGAGACAGA